Messenger RNA from Aspergillus nidulans FGSC A4, 1371 nucleotides. Its product is annotated as putative MFS transporter. The transcript is spliced from 3 exons. Lineage: Eukaryota; Fungi; Ascomycota; Eurotiomycetes; Eurotiales; Aspergillaceae. The record is from RefSeq and is a predicted model, not a curated record. Gene Ontology annotation, molecular function: transmembrane transporter activity. The coding region runs from base 1 to 1371 and encodes 456 amino acids. Gene Ontology annotation, cellular component: membrane. Gene Ontology annotation, biological process: transmembrane transport.
AUGACGGACCUAUCUCAUAAAGGUGUCACCGAAAAGAAAGCACACUACGCCCAGCAUAUUGAAGACGUCGAGAAGGCCAGUCAAGUCCCACAAUAUGACCGGUUUGGAGCUACGGCCAAGGUCGAUCCCAAGGAAAUUGCCCUUGUCAGGAAGAUCGACUGCUAUAUGAUGCUAACGGUCAAUCUGGCUGACGCUCUGGGCGAUGUAUUCCAAAAUUUUUUGGACCGCAAUGCCCUUGUCAACGGCAAGCUGAACAGUCCCGUUGAAGACGUGAACCUUAAGGGGACCGAGUAUAAUACCUGUGUUAGCAUUCUCUUCGUUGGGUACCUUGUUUGUCAGGUCCCGUCCAAUAUGCUGCUCAACCGUGUCAAGCCUGCGUGGUAUAUGGCCGGCUUUAUGAUGGCUUGGGCAAUCGUAUCGACCCUCGCAUGCGUCGUCAAAGACUACCAUGGCAUGCUCGCUUGCCGGCUAGUGCUUGGUAUCAUCGAAGCACCGUUCUAUCCUGGUGCUCUGUUCAUGAUUUCGCUUUUCUAUAACCGUAAAGAGGCUACCACGCGCAUGGCAGUACUAUAUACUGGAAAUAUGCUGGCCAGUUCUUUCUCGGGGCUCAUUUCCGCUGCUGUCUUUGCUACUCUCGAUAAGAAACAUGGACUUGCUGGUUGGCAGUGGCUGUUUCUGAUUCAAGGAGUCGUAACCGUGGUGGUGGCUGUUGCAUUCUUCCUCCUCCCAAACUCUCCUAAACAGACUCUUUGGCUCACACUAGAGGAGCGACAGCUCGCCCACGACAGGAUUGCGCGGGACACGACUCAGAAAGCAGAGGGCACGAGUGUCUGGACUGGGCUCCGCGAAGCAUGCUUGGAUUAUCGGACUUGGAUAUUUGCCUUGAUGUGCAAUCUUCAUUUCUCCGCCAACGGAUUCAAGAAUUUCAUGCCAACCGUUGUCGAAACGCUCGGGUUCAACUCGACAGUGACUCUUAUCCUCACCUGCCCGCCAUACAUCGUGGCGACUUUCACUUCAAUUGCCGUUUCUUGGUCUUCAGGACGUUUUAAUGAGAGAACAUGGCACGUCACGGUCUCCAAGCUACUAGCGAUCGUGGGGUUCGCAGUAGCUUGCGGGACUCUCAGCACGGGGGCACGUUACUUCGCCAUGAUCCUGUUCGUUGGUGCCACUUACGGGGUAAACAAUAUCAAUAUCGCCUGGGUGGCAGCAACGGUCGGACAAACAGACGAGAAGAAGGCCGUGGCUAUUGCAGUUACUAAUACUUUGGGAAAUCUUGCCAGUGUAUACACCCCAUACUGUGGCCAGACAGCGAUGCGCCAAGAUUCGCGCCUGCCAUGUACGCCAGCAUCGGGUUCUCCGCUGGGGUGGUAA